Messenger RNA from Lucilia sericata (common green bottle fly), 2016 nucleotides. RefSeq lists its product as uncharacterized. Gene Ontology annotation, molecular function: protein binding; DNA binding; DNA-binding transcription factor activity. The transcript has 3 exons. The coding region runs from base 58 to 1806 and encodes 582 amino acids. NCBI's taxonomy places the organism in Eukaryota, Metazoa, Arthropoda, Insecta, Diptera, Calliphoridae. Gene Ontology annotation, biological process: regulation of DNA-templated transcription. The record is from RefSeq and is a predicted model, not a curated record.
UUUAAAAACAAACUUAGUCAGUAUUAAGAAUUUACAAAUAAAACAACCAUAGUAAUAAUGGAAAAUAAUGAGUUUUUACAAAAUAAUGCAAGUGUUGAAAUUGAACCGAAACAAAAUUUUCAUUUUCGCUAUGAAAGUGAAAUUAAUCAGGGCAACACUCAUGGUAUUUUGAACGGUCAAAAUGAAGAUUAUCCAAAACUUAAACUACUUUUGCCGGAAAAUGCUGCUAAAGAUGAGUGGGGUAAUGAACGUGAUAUUUAUGUACUCUGUUCAUUGCAUUGUUAUGCCAAUAAUAAACCACUUUCGCCGCAUCUUCUAAUGAUAAAGGGCAAAAAAGCCGUUAAUUAUAAAUUUAUAUUCGAAAAAAUGGAAACAUCUGAACACAAUGCUGCGGAGCGAUUUUGGAAAUUAAAAGAAUAUGUUAUAGUACGUUUACAAAACAAACAAUAUAAACAAUCUUUAGAAAAUAAACAACGGGAAUUUGGACAAUUGGGUUUACCAUUAAAUUUCGAACGCCUAUUAGGAACGUUAACGUUAAACGAUUAUCGUAGUGUAAAAGAUAGUGGAAAUUUAAAUGUCUGUCUGGGCUUUACGAUCUUCGAAAGAGACUUUUACGAAAACACCUAUUCUCUAUACAGGGAUCCAAUAUAUUCGUGCAACAUUUAUCAUGGUGAUGAUUUAAAAAUCAAAAAAUUAUGCAACAUCAAAGGCAGUAUACGUGGCGGUACUGAAAUAACAAUUUUAAUCAGAUUGGAAUCAAAUUUGCCACUUAAUGUUUCGAUCAAAAAAAUCAAUGAAGAAACCAAAGAAACCGAAUGGUUUACAGAAGUGCAAAUUCCGGAGAAAAACAUAUUUCAAAAUGCAGCCAUUACAUUUAAUUUACCAAGGUACGAUGGACCUCGUACAGAUGAUGAAGUAGAAAUUGAAGUUAAUAUAUGUGUUGUGGUUCGAGAUACCACUUACAAAAGUGAUAAUGCUAAGUUUUAUUACAUAAAUGAAAACUCAUAUAAACGUUCAAUAGAUGCAGUUGAAUGUGAUGUUCUUCAAUUAGCAGAAAAGAAAGGAAAGAGGAUAAAGAGUAACUAUGUAUCACGUGAUAGCGCCGAUUUGCCACCAGUUUUACCUCUUUCCGGGGAAAGUGUGAGUGACAAAAUGAUAUCUCUAAUUGAUUCUACAUUCAAUAAUGCAAAGGAUGAUACUUAUUAUACAAAUAUAGAUUCCUUCCUCUAUACAAAGGCUAAUGAAACCAAAAAGCAAAAUCUAAUUAUCGAUUUCCGUAAUAAAGAUCAGGAAAAUCUCUUACACUGGGCUUGUAAAAUGGACCACAGCAAAAGCAUACGUCCCCUUAUUGGACUGGGAUGUCACAUCAACGAGCAAGAUAUCUGGGGCAGAACACCAUUACAUGUUGCUCUAACUGCCCGACAUGACGCUUGCAUUUCGGAAAUUCAAUUGAUAUUUAAAAACUAUUUACAAUAUUCGGAGAAUGUAAAAGCGGAUUUGGUAAAAAUGUUGAAAACCUACAAUCAUAACGGCUACACAGUGUUACAUGAAGCUGUGCUUAACCGUUAUUACGAAUUAUUCGAAAUUAUGCUGAUAUUUAUGCAGGAACAUAAAUUAAAUAUUUUGGAUUAUGAAGUAUUGGGCAGUGGUGAUUCUAUUGCCCAUUUAGCGGCUAAGAAUAAUACACUAAUGGAUAUUGACUCUAUAAUCAUGAAAUAUAUACCAAAUUAUAUGUCGGUUAAAAAUUAUGCUGGCCUAAUGGCAAAGGAUUUAAAUGAAAUGUUUUCUGAAAAAUUGUCUAUAUAAUUGCAUUAAAUUCGGAUUUCUUAUCUUUACAGUUUACUUUAACAAUUUAGAAAGUAAUUAUUUAUAUUUUCUUAUAUUUCAUAUGAUUUUUAGUUUCAUUCCAAUAUCUAUAAAUCACUUUACAGUUACUUAAAAAAAAUCUUACCGUCUUCCAAAUUGUUUCCGCAACAACACCUUUACUAUCUACAACGAAAAAGAACAGAGAAAAAU